This is a messenger RNA of Chinchilla lanigera (long-tailed chinchilla), 4242 nucleotides long. RefSeq names its product core-binding factor, runt domain, alpha subunit 2; translocated to, 3 (gene Cbfa2t3). NCBI's taxonomy places the organism in Eukaryota, Metazoa, Chordata, Mammalia, Rodentia, Chinchillidae. Gene Ontology annotation, molecular function: transcription corepressor activity. Gene Ontology annotation, cellular component: nucleus. The coding region runs from base 938 to 2479 and encodes 513 amino acids. The record is from RefSeq and is a predicted model, not a curated record. Gene Ontology annotation, biological process: DNA-templated transcription; negative regulation of DNA-templated transcription. The transcript is spliced from 10 exons.
GGGUCUGCAGGGCCCCAUCUUGUCCUCGUGCUCCUCAGAGAGCAGGGCUGGGGCCACAGGGCCGGGACCCAGGACAGGAGCCCCACAGUGGCCUAGCACUCUGACACUUCCCGAGCCACUUUCCCAGCGGCCAGCCUGGGUGGCAAGGCUGUCCCCAGGGCUGUGAGGACAGAAAGAGACAGUGACAUGGGUCAGGGCACAUCAAGCCCCGCCACUCAAGAGCAUGGGCCUGGCAGGGUGACCCGGGGGCGGCAGGACCACUAGUGCCUCAGUUUCCCCCAGUAAAGCAGACCCAGCGGAGAAGCUGGGCGUGGAGGACGCCCUGCGAGCUGCCGCUGUGCUCCCCGCCUCUGUGUGCCCUGGGAGUCGCCCACACAGUCAGUUUCACAGACACGGGGCCACACCAAGGGCCGGGAAGCAGAGCUGACCUCAGAGCCCCAUGCCAGGAGACUGAGCGAGGACCCCCAGGGGCUCUGAGAGGAGGAGGCCUGAGGGCGGUGCAGGGGACAGCUUGAGCCCAGGCCUCCUCGCUGCCCUCGUCCUGGGCCGCUGUGGGCCCUGGCCCACACACUGCGGGGUGGCCGUCUGUGUGGCUGAAUGGUUCUGGCUGCGCUGACAAAGGUCCCCCCAGCUCCAGAGCUGCUGACCCCUCCGCAGGAGGGAGUGGCCUGGGGGCUGUCUGUGGGGUUCCUCCAUCCCCACUGACCCCACAAGGCCAUGAGGCUGGGGAGCCUGGGGUGUCGCGUGGGCCCCCCGCACCUCGGCCGGGACACGUGUGCGUCUAACUUAGUAACACACCUGUCGCGGGAGCAAAAGCACUUGUGCCGGGGGCUAUUUUUGGCGUCUCUUUAGCAAGCUGCUGAGGCUGCCGGCAGCCGGGGAGGAGAGACGGCAGCAAGCAGGCCGCGGGGACCCGGGCACCCAGGGCCAGGCUGUGAUGAACGGCGGCAGCCACUCACCGACGGCCGUGCACGGCGCCCCGUCCACACCCAACGGCUUCAGCAACGGCCCGGCCACAUCGUGCUCAGCCGCACUGUCCACCCAGCACCUGCCCCCGGCCUGUGGGGCCCGGCAGCUCAGCAAGCUGAAGCGCUUCCUCAGCACCCUGCAGCAGUUCGGCAGUGACAUCUCGCCUGAGAUCGGGGAGCGCGUGCGCGUGCUGGUGCUGGGGCUGGUGAACUCGACGCUGACGAUCGAGGAAUUCCACUCCAAGCUGCAGGAGGCCACCAACUUCCCUCUGCGGCCCUUCGUCAUCCCUUUCCUGAAGGCCAACCUGCCCCUGCUGCAGCGUGAGCUGCUGCACUGCGCCCGCCUGGCCAAGCAGACACCCGCCCAGUACCUGGCGCAGCACGAGGAGACGCUGCUGGACGCCAGCACCACCUCCCCCGGGGACUCUGAGCUCCUGCUGGAGGUGAACGAGAACGGCAAGAGGCGGACGCCUGACAGGACCAAAGAGAAUGAGUCAGAUGGUGACCUGCCGCACCCCGAGCAUCUCAGCAAACGGCCCUGCACCCUGAGCCCCGCCCAGCGCUACAGCCCCAGCAACGGGCUGCCGCCCCCCAUGCCGCCCCCGCACUACCGCCUGGAGGACAUGGCCAUGGCCCACCACUUCCGCGACCCCUACAGACCCCCCGGCCCCCGGGAGCUGCGGGAGCGCCACCGGCAGCUCGCAGUGCCUGGGUCCCGGCAGGAAGAAGUGGUCGACCACAGGCUCACGGAGCGCGAGUGGGCGGAGGAAUGGAAACACCUCAACAACCUCCUGAACUGCAUCAUGGACAUGGUGGAGAAGACCCGGCGCUCGCUCACCGUGCUGCGCCGCUGCCAGGAGGCCGACCGCGAGGAGCUCAACCAUUGGGUCCGGCGCUACAGUGACGCCGAGGAUGGGAAGAAGGGCUCCGUGCCCACCCGGCCGCUCGGCAGCGCUGCUGGCCCCGAGGGAUCUCAGCUAGACCUGCACCGGGAGCUCAUGCCCAGGGCACUGUCCGGCUACAUGCCCGAGGAGAUCUGGAGGAAGGCUGAGGAGGCCGUGAACGAGGUAAAGCGUCAGGCCAUGUCGGAGCUGCAGAAAGCCGUGUCAGACGCAGAGCGCAAAGCCCAUGAGCUCAUCACCACGGAGCGUGCCAAGAUGGAGCGGGCCCUGGCCGAGGCCAAACGCCAGGCCUCCGAGGAUGCCCUGACUGUCGUCAACCAGCAGGAGGACUCCAGCGAGAGCUGCUGGAACUGCGGGCGCAAGGCCAGUGAGACCUGCAGCGGCUGCAACGCGGCACGCUACUGCGGCUCCUUCUGCCAGCACAAGGACUGGGAGAAGCACCACCAUGUGUGUGGCCAGAACCUGCAGGGCCCCACUGCCGCCGUGGCCGACCCGCUGCCCAGGCAGCCGGACGUCACCGCCAGCCCCAGUGAGGCUGGCUCCGCGGGACCCUCUCGCCCUGGCUCCCCGGGCCCGCCCGGCCCACUGGAUGCCACUGUGCCCCGCUGACUCCUCUAGGCCCCGACACCUGGCCCGUGGAUGCCACGCCCUACCAACCCCCAGCCCAGCCUGGCUGCUGGACGCUGCACCGCCUGGCUAGCCGGCGGGAGUCACUGCUGCUACUGCUUCUGUCCAAAAGCAACACAGAACCAACCAGAGCUGCAUGGCAGCCUCCUCAGCUACCUGACACAACCAUCCACCACGACCUGAUGACCUCUGCCCCGCACCCUCCCAAACCAGCGACCCAGCUCUAGUAGCAGCGGCGCCAGUGGAGCGUGCCUGGCUCACCCACCAUCUGCCCCCACCCUGUGUCUGUCUCUGUCUGUCUGUCUGUCUGUCUGUCUCCCGCUGUCUCUUGACUUCCUUCUGUCUUUAUGACUUCCAUACGCGUUCCCUAUCCUAAAAAAGCCCUAACUGGUGGCUUGUGUUUUCAGUGAUAAAUUUAGAGGAUUUCAUUUUGUUGGCAAAAGAGCUACUCAGAAAUGGACAAAGAUGACCGUGGGGUUCUCCCUUUUCCUUAUUAAAAGGGAGGAAGACUGAUUUUAUAUCCAGAGACCUGAGCUCACUGUGUCACCCAGGCCAUCCCAGGGGUUACCUGGCAGACACAGCCCACACAGUGAGGAAGAUUUCAGUUUCCAACUCAAGAAGUAUUUUUGGUUUCAGGUUAUUGUGGUGUUUUGUUUUUUGAUUUUUUUUUUUUUUAUGUCAAACUCUUUGGCUUUAAGUAAAAAUCCAAAAAGGUUUUUUAAAAAAAGCAAAGGAAACACACCUAUAAACUACCUUGCUAGCUAGUCAGCCAAGAAUACCGGACACACCUCUGCUCCAAAGGAAACCCAAAAAGCAAACACAAGAAAUCGAAAUCCAAAACGCUUUUCCACUGCCAAAGUAUUCCUUUCACUGUUUCAGUCCAGCCUGGGUUCAUUUGGAUGCUGGUCUUUCAUUCUGUUUUGAUUGUCUGGGGUGUUGGGAUUCUGGGGUCCGGAGGGUCUGGGCCCGGCCAGAAGCAACCCCUCAUUUCCUCUGCAACUCUGCAGCCCCUCACCAGGCAGAACCGGGAGCGGCGAGGUUCCUGGGCCCACGCACCACCGCGCAUUUCGUCCGGUUCAGGGAGACACCUGUCUGUCCUCGCACCCUGUGACUGUCCAUAUUUCGUUUCUCUACUUGUGAAAAAAAAGUGCUAAAGUGUUCUUCCCAGAGAGAGCACAACUCUGAAACAAAACUGUGACAAUCUUUUGGGCUGAUUCCUGGCUGUUUUCAAAGCAGAAAGCGGCAAAUGCUCCUAGAACCCCGCCCUCCGUUCUCCUCCUCUACCUCUCUCGGCUCCCACCGGUCACCAGGCAGGCCCCAGGCCUCCUUUCUUCAAACUUUGCAGGAAAAAACAAACCUAUAGAUGAAAGCAGCGGCCCUCCCUCCCCUGAAGACCAUGCUCAGCUGUACAUAACCCCGCGUCCACUGUCUGUCCGGCCGGCCAGCUGUUCUUCAGCCCUGGGGACAGGACGCUCCCCACCCGCUCUCCCACCCCCCAGGCCUCACGAGGCCCUCAGCAACUCGAGGGGGGUGAGGGAGACUCGGCGCCGAGAACAGCCUGGCCCUGCUCCCGCACGCAGAGGCAGGGCCCUGGAGGACUUGCGUGCGUGGCAUCAGCAGGGCCUGUGCCCACGCCAGGGCCAGUGCACGUGAAUGUGAAUGUACAUAGCUCUACAGCGGUCCAAAUAACGGUGUCCACAAGGAUGGUAAGACGUUUGCCAAAUAAACAGAAGGGAAACCACAGA